Parnassius apollo (apollo) is the source of this 975-nucleotide messenger RNA. NCBI's taxonomy places the organism in Eukaryota, Metazoa, Arthropoda, Insecta, Lepidoptera, Papilionidae. The record is from the annotation of a GenBank genome assembly.
AUGGUGGAGCCCGAGCCGGCCGGCCUCGGCGACGCCGUGCUGCUGGCGCCGCUCACUGAGGACUCCUUCCUGCACAACCUGCACGUGCGCUACAAGCGCGACAUCAUCUACACAUAUGUUGGCAACGCUCUUGUGUCUGUCAACCCAUGCCGACCCCUGCCAAUCUACUCUACCGAGCUGGUGCGCACCUACCUCGCACGACCGCCUUACUUGUUGCCUCCGCACCUAUAUGCUUUAACGGUGACCGCCUACAGAUGGGUACGGGAUAGAAAUGAAAACCAGUGCAUCGUGAUAACAGGAGAGAGCGGUGCGGGCAAGACGGAGGCGGCGCGCGUGUGCCUGCAGUGCGCGGUGGUGGCGGGCAGCGGCGGGGGAGGAGGCGGGGGCGGGGCGGGCCGCGGCGCCGCGCUGGCAGCCGCCGGCACGCUGCUGGAGGCAUUCGGCAACGCCGCCACCUCGCGCAACCACAACGCUAGCAGAUUCGGAAAACUAUUGGAUAUAGAGUUUGACUUCAAGGGAGAACCAGUGGGUGGACACAUAACACACUAUCUGUUGGAGAAGGAGCGGGUGUGCAGUGUAAUGGAGGGAGAGCGUAAUUUCCACGUACUAUACCAACUGCUAGCCGGCGGCGACGCACACCUUCUCAAGCGCCUGCGGCUGCAGCGUUCGUGGGAGCACUACCGCAUACUGUGCGGUGCGGGGGCCGGGGCGGGUGGCGGAGCGGGCGCGUCCCCGCGGCACGCCGCGCCGCCCGCCGCCGCGCGCGCGCCGCACGCCGACCGGGACCACUUCGCCUUCACCAAGGAUUGUGAUGAAGAUGAUAUGAAAGAGUGGAUCACUUGUGACAGUAAUGAUCAAGGCUUUCAGAUUAUGUCGGAUGACGAAAUCGUAGAAAACAUAUUGCAGAUAAAUGAACAGCAGGAAAUGCAAGAAGAUGAAACAGAAGAAAAUAUAGACAUGGAAAAUGAUGCAUGA